Messenger RNA from Cynara cardunculus var. scolymus (artichoke), 1194 nucleotides. RefSeq names its product receptor-like protein 35. NCBI's taxonomy places the organism in Eukaryota, Viridiplantae, Streptophyta, Magnoliopsida, Asterales, Asteraceae. The record is from RefSeq and is a predicted model, not a curated record. The coding region runs from base 1 to 1194 and encodes 397 amino acids. The transcript has a single exon. Gene Ontology annotation, molecular function: protein binding.
AUGAUGAACAGAUUGGUGUUGGUUUUGAUUAAUUUGUUGAUUAUUGUUUAUCAAUUUAGAUUUUCAUUUGCGAUUUUGGAUCCUGUUGAUUUUUUGGCUUUACAAUCGAUUAGAAAAUCAAUGGACGAUAUGCCUGGUUCUACCUACUUUUCGUCUUGGGAUUUCACCUCCGAUCCCUGCAACUUCGCCGGCGUUUUCUGCGACGGCGAUAGAGUUGUUACUUUAAACCUUGGAGAUCCACGCGCCGGUGCUUCUGGUCUCUCCGGCCGGAUUCAUCCUGAUAUCGGGAAAUUAACUAAUCUCGUCGAAUUCACCAUUGUUCCCGGUCGUAUUAUCGGUACACUUCCGGCGACUUUAUCGCAGUUGAAAAAUCUCCGUUUUUUAGGAAUAAGUCGGAACUUUAUCUCCGGCGAAAUUCCGGCGACUUUGGGAGAGCUUCAGCGGCUACGAACACUUGAUCUCAGUUACAAUCAGCUCACCGGGAAUUUGCCUUGGUCCGUCGGAAGUUUAACGGCGUUAACUAACGUCGUUCUCUGUCACAACCGUUUAUCCGGUUCAAUACCUUCAUUCUCUUCCCAAGCCCUAACCCGGCUAGACCUCAAACACAACAACUUUUCCGGUUCUAUUCCACCUGGUUCGCUUCCUUCUUCUUUACAAUACCUUUCUCUCUCAUGGAACCGGUUCACCGGUCCUGUCGAUCAGCUUUUACCUCAACUCAACAACUUGAACUACCUAGAUUUGAGCUUGAACCGGUUCACCGGUCCAAUCCCCGGCUGUGUAUUCACCUUCCCAAUCACCAACCUCCAACUCGAGCGAAAUCUAUUUUCCGGUCCGGUUCAGCCGUUCAAUGAAGUUUCAAUCCAAACCGUUGAUCUUAGCCACAACAUGCUGUACGGACAAGUGUCUCCAUUGUUCUCAACCGUACAGAAUCUUUAUCUUAAUAACAACCGGUUCACCGGUUCUGUUCCCACGACGUUGAUGGACCGGUUGAUGGCCGGAAAUGUACAGCUGUUAUACCUGCAGCAUAACUUUUUGACGGCGGUUCCGAUCAAUCCAACGGCAGAGAUUCCACUGAGCAGUUCGUUGUGUUUACAGUAUAAUUGCAUGAUCCCACCGGUUCAGACGCCCUGCCCGAUUGAAGCGGGUACACAGAAGACCCGACCCACAUCACAGUGCAUGGAAUGGAAAGGGUAA